Molecule: messenger RNA, 1332 nt
Organism: Daldinia decipiens
Lineage: Eukaryota; Fungi; Ascomycota; Sordariomycetes; Xylariales; Hypoxylaceae
Exons: 1
Coding region: 364-1107 (247 amino acids)
Biological process (GO): steroid metabolic process
Cellular component (GO): cytoplasm; membrane
Molecular function (GO): Delta24(24-1) sterol reductase activity
Source: RefSeq, a predicted model, not a curated record
UUCGUAUAAUCUUGGGCGCAAGUGUGAGUGGCUGCGUAAUCGGAGUCGAUAUUUUAACUAAUACUUGCGAUGAAUCGAAAUUGGCUUGGUCUAUUCUCGCUGCGAUAGUAAUAAAUACUAUGCCAUUCGCGACACGAGUCAAGCUGGGGACGAUAAACGCUUUAUCUUGAAUGAGGAAAACUUGAGUCUCAAAACCUUUUGCUGCGAUGGCAAAUGAUGAUGCUUUUGAUACCUUGGCGCUAGAUAUCAAGAAGUAUUAAGGGUACUAUUGAAUUGAUACAGAAAGAGUGUACCAAUUCAUCCAAUGAUUACGUUGAUGAAAUCCUCUUCUCAAAAGACCAUGGUGUGGUGAUCACUGGAGAAAUGACAGAAGAAAAUCCUGGACGGGCUCAAGGCUUCAGUCGUCCGACAGACCCAUGGUUCUAUCUCCAUGUUCAGGAAAAGACCAGCCCUUCUUCUGGUCCAGCCACAGAGUUCAUUCCUCUUCCAGAAUACAUUUUCCGAUAUGAUAGGGGGGGCUUUUGGGUCGGCGGUUCCGCUUUUGAUUACUUCGGUGCCCCUUUCAAUAAAUUGACUCGUCAGUACCUGGAUGACUUCAUGCAUACUCGAAUGCUUUACGAAGCUUUGCAUGCUAGCAGGGAAUCAAGCCGAUACAUAGUCCAAGACCUUGCGUUACCUUACUCGACUGUGGAGGCCUUCAUCGACUACACGACGAAGAGCUUCGACAUUUGGCCGCUCUGGCUAUGUCCUAUUCAACAAACCGAGUCCCCAACAUUCAAUCCACGCAUAGCUCCCAUACAGCAGCAGAUAGAUAGAAAGACAAUAUCGCAAUUCAUCAACAUCGGACUCUGGGGUUUUGGACCACAAGAUCGCGCGGCUUGUAUGGUGCUUAACCGGGACCUUGAAUAUCGUCUUCACAAGGAGUUUGGUGGUAUUAAAUGGUUAUACGCGCAUACCUAUUACACAGAAGAAGAGUUAUGGAAUAUUUAUGACAAGAAUGCGUAUGACACACUGAGGAGGAAGUACCGUGCCAGUACAUUACCCUCCGUGUAUGAAAAGGUCAAAGUUGACUUUGAGGAAACCUCAAGGAAAGAAAGAGAGGAAUAGGGACCGUGGGUAUUGUCCUUCUGGCCUCUGGGUGGACUCUGGGGCAUCAAGAAGGCUAUCGACAGUGGGAAAUAUUUGCCACGAUGUCCACCCUGGCGGAAUCUAUAAUUAAGCUGUAUAAAGUUGUUAGAUAUAUACGCGAUGUUCCUCUUUAGUACGAAUUUUUAUCUAGUAUACUAUUUUUGAAUUUAAUAAUAGGUACUGAAUAGAAGCCGGUUUCUAUAG